UGUAUAUUCAUUAGAAAGCUGUGGGAGUUUUUCUGCGUUUACGACAGAGUGCUGCUCGUGCGCGAGCGUGGAGGCAAUGGUAGCAAGAUGGCGGCGUUGAAGGAGGAGCAGUGCUACGGACUGUCCUGUGGACGAGUGAGCAAUGGCAGUAAUGUCUCCGUCUUUCACGUAAAACUCACUGACAGCGCCUUGAGGGCAUUUGAAGGUUACCAGAGUAGCAAGGACCUGUCUUCACAACCGCUGAUCCGAUUUACUGGAAACCAAGGGAAAAUCUCAAUACCACGGUCGGAAAAUCCGAAUGAGCUGCGGACGUUUACUUUCUACUUGUCCAAUGUUGGUAGAGACAACCCACAGGGAAGUUUCGACUGCAUUCAGCAGUACAUCACCAGUGAAGGGAGCAUUCAGCUGGACUGCCUGGGUGGGAUCCAGGACAAGAUCACUGUGUGUGCCACAGACGACUCCUAUCAGAAGGCCAGGCAAAGCAUGGCUCAGGCAGAGGAGGAGACCCGCAGCAGGGGUGCGAUCGUCAUCAAGCCUGGGGGGAGAUACGUGGGUAAGAAGGUGCAGAUCCGGAAACCAGCACCUGGCCUGUCUGACAUCGCUCCGUCGCGGCGGACGUCGCGGCCUGUCAUAAUCUCCAGCAGCACGGGGAAGAAGAGCACGGCGCAGCAGAGGCCCCUGAGGGAGCGCCUCACCCACCUGCUGGCCCUCAAGCCCUAUAGGAAGCCGGAGCUCAUCCUGCGCCUGCAGAAGGACGGCCUCUUGCCCUUCGACAAAGACUCUCUUGACAGCCUCCUGCAACAGGUGGCUAACCUAAAUGGGAGAGACAACACCUUCACAUUGAAGGACUCUUUGUUUAAGGACAUUCAGAAGGACUGGCCAGGCUACACUGAGGGAGACCAGAAACUUCUGAAGAGGAUCCUUGUUCGGAAAAUGAGUCAGGCCCAAAGUCAGACUCAGAACACGACCACCACCACAGUGGCUCCGCCACCUCCAGUUGAGGUCCCACUCCCAGUGAGCCCUCCCAAAGAGCUGUCCAGCAGCUCCCCGUUGCAGAAACGGCCGGCUGCGGAUUUCAUCGAUCCACUGGCCAACAAAAAGCCCAGGAUAUCACACCUCGCCAACAAGGCAGCGGGACCAGUAAAUGGCAAGCUGAGUUCCUCUAAUGGGAAGGAGGUGAGCGGGGCCGUGGUCGCGGCAGUGGGAGACGGUGUGACAUCCAGCUCCCAGCUCCCCCUGCUGGACAUCCCCCGGCCCUUCGACCCACUCUCUGACGUCAGCAACGACUCCAGCCACAAUGGCCGGGACUGUGAGAGCCAGGAGGCAGCCAUGGCUGAGAGACUGAGCCAGCCACCCGUCUUCUCUGGGACUGCAGCACUGUCCGUACCAAGCCUGGGCCACUCGUCCCCCAGACACGUGGGCCUCGACGGGCCCCGAGGCAAGAGCUCCUCGCCUUCCCUGCACGGCAAGUCCAAGAAGAAGUCCAAAAAACACAAAGACAAGGAAAAGUCCAAAGAGAGGGAGAGGAAGGGAGUGGAGGAGCGUGUUCCUGAACCAAGAAAGGCCUGUGACAUCACCUCCAGCCCUGACAACAUGAAGAGCAGCAGUAUUCCACACAGGAGCACAGAUCUCAAUGGAAUGUGCAACAACACCAGUGUUCCUUCGUCAUCGACUGAGAUGGCAGACUAUUUAUCGAAGUAUACCGUGAUUGGCUCUUCCGAGCAGCGUCAGACCUACAAGAAUGACUUUAAUACUGAGUACAGUGAGUACCGUGGCCUCCACUCUCGGAUAGAGGGCAUCACUCGGCAGUUCACUGUGCUCGACACUGAGCUCAAGCAGCUCCAACAAGGCACAGACCAGUACAAGACAAUCCACAAUCAGAUACUCCAAGAGUAUCGUAAAAUAAAAAAGACGAAUCGAAACUAUAGCCAAGAGAAGAAUCGCUGUGAAUAUCUACACAACAAACUGGCACAUAUAAAGAAACUUAUAGCAGAAUAUGAUCAUCAGCAACUUCAUAACUGGCACUAGUUUGGCAUUUACUCUUUUCUCUCUGGAAACCAGACAGAGAAAGAAACUGGAUUCUGCUUGUUCUAAAAGUACUUAUUAAAGAUACCAUGAAGGGAGUAUUCCCCUCAUUGGGGGCAAAAGCACUAGUGAGGACAAAGCAGACCACAUUAUAUUUUUUCUUUUUUUAAGACUGUGGCAUGUUUGGCCAGAUCGCUGUGUAGCUACACUGCAUCCGGAAAAGCUUUGGUGGUGUUUCUCAUACUCUCAGCCCACCUUAGUGCACACAGAUUUCUCAAAGAGUAGAAAUGGAAAAUCCACAUUCUUUGGAGAUCUCCAAACAGCCUUUCCUGGUUUGUAGACUGGGGGGUGAUGGUGACACUGAAAGGGAGUCAGCAGAUCUUAAGCCAAAUGCAAAUAGUUUAAGAGAAAAAAAAUAUGGAUUGUGAUAUCACGUUUCCUGAUGAACUAUUUUACUGUUUUCUUUUUUAAUUUAUUUUUUUCUUUUUGGAUUUACAUAGGGGCAACAAGAUCUGUUAUAAUUUUUACACUCAAUCAGUACUACAAGGCAGUGUCUUGUUUUUGUCUUCAUCUUGAAUGUCAGCCAGUAUUUUAUGCAAAAGCUGCCAUCAAAUUGUCCAUCUGUUGCUGUUCAUAAUUUGUUUCCUUUUAAAGAGAUACAACUAUCCCCAUCAAUUAAUAAAGACAAUGCUAUAAAAACUCCAGUCAGGCACAGGUGCCUCUGUUUGGCUUUUCUUACAUCUUGUUCAUAUGUCUUAACCAGAAGGACAUAAUGGAAGAGCAGCUGCAUCCUCGGAUGAUAGGAGCUUAAUGAAUAUAAAGGGUUAACACAAACUGGUCAAGUAUUUUUCAUAAUUGGUCAUGGUAAACUGUAAUUAUAGUUAGUGAUGGUACUUGGCUAUGCCCAUCUGCUGUGGGGCAGGGUUGUUUUCAGCUUCCCUACGCAAUUGUAAAGCCAGUUCACUGUCAGAAAUUUGCAAAACCCACUCUCAGGCAAAAUUGUACCACCUAAUGCAAACAGGGAAGAUGGAAUAAUUAGCUUCUUCAACAUAAUGUAGUCUGUUUAAUCAUAAAUUGGAAGAUCUUAGUAUAUAUAUAUAUAUAUAUAUAUAUAUAUCCCCCAUGCAGCAGCAUUUGCUAUUGUAACUUUUCUCUGUUCAAUGUAGUGGAAUAUAUUGGUUAUAAUUUCCCUUCAAUCAAUGCAAACAAUUUGCUCUUAAUUACUUUUUUUCCCAACCCCGUGUUUGUUCAUCAAUAUGAUUGUCAAGGUGACUGUUAACCCAGGACCAGCCUCACAUCUUCCAAGUGGAGUGGAUGACUCAAGUAUCCUUCUUGUGUAUCUGCCAGGCUACAGUAUUACAGCUCUUCAAUGUGCCCCUGAAAUGAUCAGAAAAGCUAUAAUGUUUUGCAAACUGUUCUUCACUAAGCUCUCAAUCCCUUCAAGUCUAGUCAACUAAUGCAUUUCUGAUAUUGACCAUUUUAUGUGAAUAUGAAAAGUCCACUUUUUUGUUGCAAAUAUUAGUUACUCUUACCUAGGUUUUGUCAAAAUGUAUAUUUUCACUUUGUCCAUCAGUGCAUGCUUUCCGAAUGUCUUACAAUGACCAGUAUUAGUAUCUUUACUUCAAACCGCUUCCCAAAGACAUGCAAAGCCCUGAUUUUAAACCUCAAUAUGGAAACUAUUUGACAAUGUUCUGACCAGCAUUAAUACCAAAACAAGAUGCUCUCCCAGGAAUUGACCAAAUGGCAUAAUCCAUUUCAGAGUAAUUGUUGGUUUAUUUUAAACAUGCCAUUUUAAACCAGUAUUGCCCUAUAACAUGUCAUCAAGCCUCUGGUUAAGAUGUGAGUGGGGCUCUUAUUCACUUCAAAUGGGCUCUACAUGCCUCUGCUUAGAUGUUUCCAUGUAAGUUUACUGUAUUAUCACACAUGAAAUCAUCACACAUGAAAUCCAAACACAACACAUGGCUGAUGCUGAAAUAUUGAUUUGUCACAAUGCUGAUUACUGGGGCUGACAGAUUGCCUCUGGAAAGAGAACAUUGGGGUCUUAUGAAUGUUUUGUGACCAGAACCCAUUCUUGUCAUCACUCAGUAAUGUUGAGCCCUUUAAAUAAAAAGUAAUUUUUUUUGCUGGUCUCAUACUCUCAUUGAGCUGUUUUAUAGAGACAUUCUGAUAUGAUUACUGUAUACAUUUCACUUGCGGUCAAAUCCAUUUUGACUCAAUUCUUUUCAUCAAUAAAGAUGGUAAAUGCAUUUGCUCAGAUAUGGAACUAGUUGUGUUUAAGUAUAAACUGCCAGAACAGUAUACCAUGGUAUGAAUUGGAUGUGCCAAGUGACCUGUUGUAUAAGUUUUCAUAUGAUUACAAAUGCUGCUGUUUUGGCAAAGAGAUGGCUUUGGAGAAGAGUCUGGGAUGUUGUCGCUUAAACCCAAAGCCUGCUUUUUGAAACCAUAAGGGUCUGGGACUGAAAUUGAUCUUUAUUUCAAUAAAAAUUAUUUAAAAUCCUUA
Molecule: messenger RNA, 4525 nt
Organism: Salmo salar (Atlantic salmon)
Lineage: Eukaryota; Metazoa; Chordata; Actinopteri; Salmoniformes; Salmonidae
Gene: ell
Product: elongation factor RNA polymerase II
Biological process (GO): positive regulation of transcription elongation by RNA polymerase II; snRNA transcription by RNA polymerase II; transcription elongation by RNA polymerase II
Cellular component (GO): transcription elongation factor complex
Molecular function (GO): cis-regulatory region sequence-specific DNA binding
Source: RefSeq, a predicted model, not a curated record